AUGGAUGUAGUGCAGGCUGUGUCCGGCUACAUCUCUAAGAUGGUGUCAGCGGGAGAUACAGCGGCGGGAGCGCCGUCAGCCAAGAUGAAGAUCCUCUUGCUGGACAAAGACACGGUACCCAUCGUGUCAACCGCCAUCACACAGUCGUCUCUUCUCAAUCACGAAGUCUACCUAAUAGACCGCCUGGAAAACGCCAGCAGGGAAAAAAUGAGGCAUCUACGGUGUCUCUGCUUCGUUAGACCAUCUUCCGACUCCAUCCAAUUCCUGCUUGAUGAGCUUCGGGAUCCCAAGUACGGAGAGUACUACCUCUACUUCAGCAAUGUUGUGAAGAAGUCCGCGCUCGAGCGCCUCGCCGAGGCAGAUGACCAUGAGGUUGUCAAGGCCGUUCAGGAGCAUUUCGCCGACUUCAUUGUCAUUAAUCCAGACCUCUUCUCCUUCAGCCUGUCCAUUCCGCAGCAACGGAUAUGGAGUGCUACCCCAGAUAUGUGGAACACCGACGCACUGCAAAGAACCACGGAGGGACUCAUUGCAGUCCUGCUGUCGUUGAAGAAAAAGCCCCUAAUCAGGUAUCAAAAGAACAGUCUGCUAGCGAAGAAGCUGGCAACAGAAGUGCGAUACAACAUCACCCAAGAAGACCAGCUUUUUGAUUUCAGAAAAGUCGACACACCACCCAUCCUCCUUGUUCUUGAUCGAAGGGACGACCCAGUGACCCCGCUAUUGACACAAUGGACCUACCAGGCAAUGGUUCAUCAUCUGCUAGGGAUUCACAAUGGCCGUGUUGAUCUGAGUGAUGUCCCGGAGAUUCGCCCGGAGUUGAAAGAAAUUGUGCUUUCUCCAGACCAGGACCCAUUCUUCAAGAAGAACAUGUACUUGAACUUCGGCGAUUUGGGCGGGAAUAUCAAAGAUUACGUAGAGCAGUAUCAAUCAAAGACGAAAAACAACGCCAAUAUCGAGUCUAUCACAGACAUGAAGCGCUUCAUCGAGGAGUAUCCCGAAUUCCGAAAGCUAUCAGGAAACGUGAGCAAGCAUGUCACGUUGGUCUCUGAGCUAAGCAGGAGGAAUGUACAAAAACUCAUUCAGUCGCCCUCAGUAACAACAGACAACAAAGUCGGAUUGGUGGCUCUCUAUGCCCUUAGAUACGAGAAACACCCUUCAAACUCGCUACCAAUGCUGGUCGAUCUGCUCUCAGCUGCUGGUGGUGUUUCUGCACGAAGAGCCGAUCUCGUUAGUAAGCUUUUGGCCUACCACUCCUCUCUUCAGCAGUCACACGCUGCUGGCGGCAUCUCAGACAUAUUUGAGUCCGCUGGUAUCUUCUCGGGAGCGGGGAACCGGUUCAAGGGUCUCAAGGGUGUAGAAAAUGUUUACACACAACAUUCACCACUACUGGAGACAACUCUACAAAACAUGAUCAAGGGGAAGCUUAGGGAUCAACAGUACCCUUUUGUGGACGGUGGAGGGUCCACAAGGGACAAGCCGCAGGAUAUUGUAGUAUUUAUCGUUGGUGGAGCGACUUACGAGGAAGCCAAGGUCGUCGCAAGCAUCAAUGCGUCGUCUCCGGGUAUCCGUGUUGUCCUAGGUGGUACGACGGUACAUAAUGCAGCGACAUUCCUAGAAGAGGUGGAUGAUGCAGUAUCAUCCUGGCCAGAGCCGCCGCCAACUACUGCUGCAGGCCGUCUGAGAAAGGAGUUAGGACGAAGGUAG
Phaeoacremonium minimum UCRPA7 is the source of this 1701-nucleotide messenger RNA. Its product is annotated as putative vacuolar protein sorting-associated protein 45 protein. Gene Ontology annotation, cellular component: Golgi membrane. Gene Ontology annotation, biological process: intracellular protein transport; vesicle-mediated transport. Bases 1 to 1701 code for a protein of 566 amino acids. The record is from RefSeq and is a predicted model, not a curated record. The transcript is spliced from 2 exons. NCBI's taxonomy places the organism in Eukaryota, Fungi, Ascomycota, Sordariomycetes, Togniniales, Togniniaceae.